Molecule: messenger RNA, 3099 nt
Organism: Lodderomyces orthopsilosis Co 90-125
Lineage: Eukaryota; Fungi; Ascomycota; Pichiomycetes; Serinales; Debaryomycetaceae
Exons: 1
Coding region: 1-3099 (1032 amino acids)
Biological process (GO): protein localization to kinetochore; mitotic spindle assembly checkpoint signaling; mitotic sister chromatid biorientation
Source: RefSeq, a predicted model, not a curated record
AUGGCAAGAAGUAUACUCAAAGACAAUACAGCACCACUACCGAGCACAUCGCGUCGAGUUUCAUUUGCACCUGAAGUAACCCUACAUCAAAUUGAAGUAAUAAACCCAAACAAACGAAGGAAAACAGAUGGUGGGGCCAGCGGAUAUACUUCGCUCUCAUCAGAGUCUGAUUUUGAAGUCGUUCAUUAUCUGUCGCAACAAGAAUUAAUGAAGGAGGAUAACGACCAUUUGAUGAAUUUGUCACCAGUUGGAAUUCGUAAUCAAGAUGUUCAAGGUGAUGAGUUUAAUGAUAGUUCUGAUGAUGGGAAUAAACCAUUGACCGAUAGUUCGGAUGAAGAAAGUAGGGAUGGUGGUGAAGUGACACGACCAGAAUUGUCUAGUGCUCAUAAACGUGCAAUUGAAGUGGUCAAAAAUGUAGAUGGAAGAGAAGAAACUGAAAUGAGUAUGGAAUUGACAGUUAAGGGUAGUGGUACUUCACUUGAAAAAGAAAAGAACGGUGAGUCCGUGCCCAAUGCACCACUAAUAUAUGCGUCAGAUGAAGAUGCGGACUAUUCGAGUAAUGAUGAAGAAGUGGUCAAUUCUUUCAACACUGAGGAUGAUGGUGAAGAAGAAGAUAUGCAGCUAACUGGAAUGGUUCAAAAAUUUCACAGUCAUCAACCAGUUGGUUCCGUUGAUGAACCAGAGGAUAUGCAAUUGACUGAGCCUAUUACCGCAACUUCGCGACGAUACAGACAACCAAGUGCGGGUUCAGAUGAUGAUGGUGGUGAUGAUACUAUAAAUUUGACAAUUCUAAUGUCAAAAGUGGAUGAGGCACGUACCAGGAAUCAGAUUGGAAAUGGAGAAGAUGUUCAACAAGGUGGUGGAGAGGGGAGAGUUUUAGAUCAUGAUCAAAAAAUUGGCGAGGAGGUGGAUGAUGCUUCAAAUAUGGAAUUAACUGAGAGAGUUAGUCGAAUUGUAUCUCAUGUUCCCAUUUUGAAACCAAAUCUUGAAGCGUUACCAGAUGUUGGUGAUGAUGAGGAAGACGAGGAGAUAUCUGUAACAAAGGAUGACGGAGAUGUAAAUACACCAGUAGGUGAAACAGAAAUGCAGGAACUAGUAGAUAUGGAAGUUACUGAACCAGUGAGAAGUGAGGCUGCAUAUCACGAGCAGGAGAAGCUGAUUAAUGAAACUAGUACCACUGAAACUCAAGAGAUGGAAUUAACUCAGCCUAUUCAAAAUCCCUCUAGAGAGCUGCAACUAGGAGCAGUUGAUGAUCAAAUGCUGCAAAAUCAAGAUAUGGAAUUGACGCAGCCAGUAAAAGGCUUGGUAAACAAGCCUCAACCAAGUACAUCAAUUGAAGAAAACAUCCAGGAAAAGACUUUGGGUUUGGGUAGCUCAUUGUCAAAAAUAACUGGCGAGAGUGAUGUAGCACAUGGACAAAGUGUUGUCAGUAUGGAUUUUACUAAGCGACAGGUGCCCUUGACUGAUUCACAGCAAUCUAUGGAGCUCACGCAAACAAGAACAAUAAUAUCGCGACAUAAACAUGGAUUACUGCCGGUGAACGGGAUUGUAACAGCGUCAAACUCCAAAAGACAUGAACAACAGACUACUACAAAGACAUCACUACCAAAUAUUGCCAAUGAGCCACUGCAAGAAGUUAGUAAUGGCAAAGAGGAAGAACGACUCAUGGUGAACGAAACAAGUGAAGGUAUUGUGGAUAGAUUUGCGAACUACGAACCAGUUCCCUUAUCCCAAUUUCUUGAUGAUGUUAACCUCAAGUUCUACACCGAUAUUGAUUCCAUAAACAGAUCACUGAUUGGAAUGGAUUCAGCUGAAUCCACCACUCAUCAACCACCUUCAAUAUAUGAUUUGAUCCUGGCGAUUCCCUAUAAGGAAAUACAUGCAUUGAGUGGCUUUAUCGUGAAGGAGUUACAAAAUUAUAUCAGGGACGGUGAACAAGUGUUUCAAGAAUUUAGUGCUCAAAUUGGUAAUGACAAUCUUCCUAUAAUGAAGGAAUUUUAUACAACGAAAGACGAUAGAGAACGUGAUGCUAUGAUCAUAUCUUUGAAUAAUAUCAAAAUCCUGGCUAAAUUGGAAAGUAAGUCAACUUGGUACAAAUGGAGGUCAACAUUGACCCGAAACGUGAUUGAUGAAAUGGAUAAACAACUUGAUUUAUUGAAGCAAUGUCAAAAGGAUUUGGAUGACUAUUUACGAAUACUAGACAAGCAUGCUGCUCGGGCUAAUGAAUACAAGAAGGAGUUGAUUACCAAGUUGCAACGAUUACGCAACGCGAAACAAACAAUGGGUAGUUUGUCACAAGAACAAGUCAAUGGUAUGCGAUAUGCAUUCAGUCAACUGAAAUCUGAAUUAAAAGAUCUUGCGGAAAAGGUUGAUCAAGCAAAGAACAAGUUAGUGCAACUAGAUCAAUCAUUAGUUGAAUUGAGUGUCCAGAAACGUGAUUUGCUCAAGCAGGUGAAUGAUGUUGAAUUUGAUUUGGAAAAACGCAAACCCUACACCAGGGAGGAAAAAAUUGGAAUCAAAAAGAAGUACGAACAAUUGACUGGUUUAACUCGAUUGAAAUAUGCACGUACUGAAGGUACUUCAAAUAUGGUGUUUGUGUACGAAGGUAUGGUUACAAUCAAAAUUGAUUUCGUGAAACAUUCUUUUCAAGUUGGAGAAAUACAAUCGAAUGAGUUCGAUUUCAAAGAAUUGAUCAAUCACGUUUACAGAUUUCCUAUAUCAAAACACGGAGAACAAAAGGUAAAUCCACUUGUUGAAUGGGGGAGGUUCAAGUCCUAUUGGCGAAAACUAGUCCAAUUUGAUAAAGUAUUGGAUUUCAUUAGGUUCCAAUGGCCUGUUCGAUUGAUUUCAGGAAAAGAAGAUAAUGAUGUGAUCAGAUUUCAAUUUGAUUAUUUUGAUUUUGGUAAACGAAAGAAGUACAUUGUUGAAGGAUCACUCGCAGUUGCAUCUUUACUUGAAUUUGAAUCAAGUAUUGUCUUUACUGUUAAACCAGCUAGGAAAUUUAAUCUAGAUGAUAAAGAAGUCAAUGAAACACUUAUAAAGCUUGGUGAUGGUAUCGAUUUACCUCAAUGUUCAUACAGUUUUGUCUCAAAUAUAUAG